Molecule: messenger RNA, 1253 nt
Organism: Porites evermanni
Lineage: Eukaryota; Metazoa; Cnidaria; Anthozoa; Scleractinia; Poritidae
Source: the annotation of a GenBank genome assembly
GCCAUAGAGACGCUUCUGGCGACUUCUUUCGCUGUUUCAAAUGCGGCAAAUUUGGACACUGGGCCAAGGACUGUAGAUCCAUGUUCUGGUCGGGAAGCUACCAGUCCCCUAGAUACAGUUCUUGCCCUGGAAUCUUCUACAACAAGCCAACCGCAGGCCAAUCAAUUUAGCCAAAGCAUUGAAGAUGACUUGGGGAAGAUAGAUCAAAUUGCACAGGAUUACGAACUUAAAAGUGGACAUUCAUUAAGUGUUAAGAGUAAUUUGAAGAAUAAUUUAGGUUUCUGGAGAUCUAUAGCUGCUCCGGAUUUUAUUUUGUCUGUUAUUGAAAACGGCUACAGUCUGCCGUUCAUCAGUUUUCGUUGGCCGUAAAACUAAAUAAAUAAUAAAUCAGCUCGACUUCAUGCUGGUUUUGUGGACCAAGCUGUCCCUGAGCUUGUUAACUCUGGUCGGGUGCGUAUGGUUAAUGAGCAGCCUUUUGUUGUAAAUUCCUUGUCAGUUUCUAUACAGCCAUGCGGUAAGAAGAGCUUAAUUCUUGAUUUGCGCCAUGUCAAUAAGUCAUUUAUUAAGCAAAGUGUUAAGUACGAGGACUGUAAAAUUGCUAUGUCUUAUUUUGCGAAAGACGCGUACACGCAUGUUUUCCUUUGAUUUAAAAGCGGUUAUCACCAUAUCGAGAUUGCGAAAGAGCACCAAACAUUUCUGGUGUUAAAUGGCGGGCGCCUGAUUCCAUCAAUAAGGUAUUUUGUGUUUUCUCUGCGCUCCCGUUCGGUCUUUCCUCUGCCCCUUAUGUUUUCACAAAGGUUUUGAAGCCUUUAGAAAAGUAUUGGAGAAUACAGGGUCUUCGUAUAGCCAUCUUCUUGGACGAUGGUUGGGCGAUUGUUCAGGAGAGGGAAGGUUGUCUCAUUAAGGCCCAAGCUGUGAGCGAGGAUUUGUAUAACGCGGGUUUUGUUGUCAACGAAGACAAAUCGGUAUGGGAACCCACCCAAGUAUUGGACUGGUUGAGCAUAACCCGGAAUUCUGCACUGGGUACUUUAAAAAUUGUAGAAAGAAGAAUUGUUAAGAUCAUCAAUGGUACAAUUGAUCAUAUUAUUGAAGACGAUUUCAAAGUUUUGGCCUCCUUCACAGGUCAAAUUAUUUCUACCGGGCCUGUAGUUGGUAACAUUGGCAGGAUAAUGACCAGACAUUGUGUCUUGUCCACCUUGUGCAAAGAUAACUGGGAUUCUAUAUUCCAUCUUGACGAUUACUGCAAAGAUUAG